UGACAAAAAUGGACACUCAUUUGACCCCCUAAGGAAAUUUUAGCCGAUAUAUGAAAUUUUCCAAAUAAAAUGAUCAAAUUUGUGUUUUGUGUCCUUCAGUGUAAGAAGAAACACACUCUGGUGUGUCCAGACUUCACCAAGACGGGCGUGUGUCCACGAGGCGUUCGCUGUAAACUGCAGCAUCGACAUCCAUCCAAACGCAGCGCCGGCCCCGCCCCCGACGCCAGCGGUCCACCAAAGAGAACCCGGACCAAGGAGACCAGCAGGAGACCCCGUGUGUCGGUGGCGUCUCCUGUGCGUCUUCAGACCGACCCCCAAACGCCCCCUACUGGUCAUCUGGAGCUGCCGUCCUUCAUCUCCCUCUGCAGCUCUCCAGAGGAUGCCGACGCCCCCAACAUCGAACAGAGCCAGGAGGUCAAAGGAAAGUCUCUGCAGAUCAAGCCUCGUCUUUAGGACUCAGAAGACCAGCUGACCACUGACCUCAGGUUUGUCGGGGUCUGGACUCUCACUCAGGGCUCCACCGUGUUUACAACAGGUUCAUGUUUACUUUUGUAUAUUUGAGAAACAAAUAAAGUUUGAACAAAGACUGA
This is a messenger RNA of Sphaeramia orbicularis (orbiculate cardinalfish), 590 nucleotides long. Its product is annotated as zinc finger CCCH domain-containing protein 3-like. Gene Ontology annotation, molecular function: metal ion binding. Gene Ontology annotation, cellular component: nucleus. The record is from RefSeq and is a predicted model, not a curated record. Lineage: Eukaryota; Metazoa; Chordata; Actinopteri; Kurtiformes; Apogonidae. The transcript is spliced from 3 exons. Bases 70 to 453 code for a protein of 127 amino acids.